GCGCAUGCGUGCUUUAUACAUCCGGAAGCAUUAGGUUUAUAAACAUAAUCUCAUGUGCGACUGUCUCAAACUGACAUUAAUGGCGUUUUUAAUAAACAUGAGCUUAAAAUGACUGUGAAAACGGAAGUAUAAAUAAUUUUUUCUUGUGAUUUGUAGGAAAAUUCGUCAUCAGACUAUUCUGAGGCUGCAAUAUCAAGUUAAAGUGAGAAGAUGCCAGCUCGAAACACGAUCAACAGUGGAGUCAGAUACUCCAAACUAGCGAGUGAUGAUGACGGAUACAUUGAUCUGCAGUUUAAGAAGAGUCCACCUAAAGUCCCUUAUAAAGCGAUCGCCCUGGCAACCGUUCUCUUCCUCAUCGGCACCAUACUGAUCACCAUCGCAUCCCUCCUGUUAGCAGGAUACUUUGAAGUUAAUGACCACCGUGAUCGCACCAUCCCUGUCCUGAUUAUUGGAAUCCUGGUCUUUCUUCCUGGUUUUUACCACCUGCGCAUCGCCUAUUACGCCUCCAAGGGUUACCGCGGUUAUUCCUACGAUGACAUCCCUGACUUUGAUGACUGAGCGACGGGGACGUACUGUCAGCCUGCUGAUGUGACAGAGAUCUGAACCUCGUUUUCCUGCCGCUGAUGUCUGCCACGUCACAAUGACUUGACAGACUCGUUUUUUUUUUUUUUUUCUCCAUAGACUGAGAAGGUGGUUUGAAUUCAUGAACUAGUAUGUUUCAUGUGAGGAAAAUCAUUUCAUCAAGGAUUUCAUACCAUUUUUUGUUAUUAAAACAGGUCACAGUUCAGUUGUUAUAUCAGUAUGCCGUAGUGAGUUACAGAUCUUUGGAACAAGCAAGAAAACCUACUCAAAACAUGCCACAUGCUGUUUUAUAUUUUACAAAAAAUUGAAGGAUUGCACAAGGGUUGAAAUGUGUCAUUAAGGAUGUGAUAUUUGCUCAUUUUUGAGGGUUGGUCUUAACAUAUUAACUAAGUUAAUGUUACCGUUUUAAACUGUCCUUGAAAUUAAAAGCAAAAGGGUUUCAUUUUUAAUUUAAGUAAUUUAGUGUAUGACAUGAAAAAAGCAUAAUUGCAAACUUUCCAUGUUUAUGUUUGAUGUCAUGCCACUGGAUAUAACUUAUUUUCAUUUAUGUGAUUUUAUUGCCUUUACAGAGAAUGCUUUAUGAUUAAAUCAUUUGCUUUAAACUGAAA
This is a messenger RNA of Ctenopharyngodon idella (grass carp), 1190 nucleotides long. RefSeq names its product transmembrane protein 230b (gene tmem230b). Bases 211 to 558 code for a protein of 115 amino acids. The transcript is spliced from 4 exons. Gene Ontology annotation, cellular component: endomembrane system; synaptic vesicle. Gene Ontology annotation, biological process: synaptic vesicle transport. Lineage: Eukaryota; Metazoa; Chordata; Actinopteri; Cypriniformes; Xenocyprididae. The record is from RefSeq and is a predicted model, not a curated record.